AUGGUGCAGAGUGCCGCGAAGACACUUUCAGAACGUAAAACAAACAGUGUGGCAGGGAGACCAAGCAACGCAUUGGCUGUCUCGCGUGCGAAACUGACAGAGCUGCUUGCUGGCCCUGACGGACUUCCGGCUCUGUUUCAUCGGGCCGCUCGGUUCGCCACAACGCACCAGCUGCACCAAGACAGCGCACUGAACGUUGAAAACGACGAGCAGGUGGAAUAUUUCUUAUUUGAGCUGUUGUGGUUGCUCCGAGACUGGCAAAGGAGCUUCGCACCUGGCCUGUCGCUUGCAGAGUUUAUCGCUGAGAUCGAAUCGCUGCCAGUGCGUACGGUACUGCAAUACGUUGAAGCCGUGGACGUGGGUACCGCUUGUCCGGACGGGCGCUUUGGAGACCCGACAAGUGUCGAGCUGCAGCAUGAAGUACCCGCACUCGCCGAAGAAGACGCUCUCGAGACGAGGUCUGUCGCAAGUUGUGCUUCAACGCCGAGCACGCGAGACGAAGCACACAUGACGUGUCCUAUCUCCGCUUCAAGUGCAGCGGGGACACGCCAGAGACUGCGGCAUGCCCGUGAGGUCUGCAGCGUCAGCACCAGCGUAAGCAGUAGCAGCGAGUCAUCAAGAGCCUCUGCCCGGGACCUGGCAUCCGCAGCAUCGAGUCGUCGUCGACAUAUCAUGCGUGCUUGCGAUGCGGACGCUUGUUCUGAAAGCGACCAAGAAGUUGACCAGAUCGAUUCUAUCCUAGAGAGGAUUUCGAAUGGUCAUCAAAGACGACUGCGGAAACUGGAAUCUUUGACGCCAUCAUCCCUUCAAGCGGUAUCGGAUGCUGAUCCAGAGCUGCAUCGCAGGCCUGACGGCUAG
This is a messenger RNA of Cyanidioschyzon merolae strain 10D, 858 nucleotides long. RefSeq lists its product as hypothetical. The record is from RefSeq and is a predicted model, not a curated record. The coding region runs from base 1 to 858 and encodes 285 amino acids. The transcript has a single exon. Lineage: Eukaryota; Rhodophyta; Bangiophyceae; Cyanidiales; Cyanidiaceae.